Messenger RNA from Xyrauchen texanus (razorback sucker), 7376 nucleotides. Its product is annotated as NACHT, LRR and PYD domains-containing protein 12. The record is from RefSeq and is a predicted model, not a curated record. Gene Ontology annotation, molecular function: zinc ion binding; protein binding. NCBI's taxonomy places the organism in Eukaryota, Metazoa, Chordata, Actinopteri, Cypriniformes, Catostomidae. The coding region runs from base 55 to 4113 and encodes 1352 amino acids. The transcript is spliced from 16 exons.
CAGUCAACUAAGUGAAAGUGAAACCGAUUUGAGAAGUGCGGAAUCUGUUAUUUGAUGAGUGUGUCUGGAAAUCAGGAUGAUCCAUCUGCCCCCAAGAGCAGUCCAGAAGACAUUCUCUCUAAAUUAACUAUACAAGAGAGACCAGACUCACCGAAACCAUCACAUAUGUCUCUGAAGAGUGACAGAUCAAUUCCUGAACCAAUGAACUUCAGCGAUGAACUAAAAGGAGAUGGCACUAAAAGAAACAUACAGAACACAUCAGACUCGCCUACAACAUCACAUGUGUCUCUGAAGAGUGCAAGAUCAAUUCCUGAACCAAUGAACUUCAGCGAUGAACUAAAAGGAGAUGGCACUAAAAGAAACAUACAGAACACAUCAGACUCGCCUACAACAUCACAUGUGUCUCUGAAGAGUGCAAGAUCAAUUCCUGAACCAAUGAACUUCAGCGAUGAACUAAAAGGAGAUGGCACUAAAAGAAACAUACAGAACACAUCAGACUCACCUACAACAUCACAUGUGUCUCUGAAGAGUGCAAGAUCAAUUCCUGAACCAAUGAACUUUUGUGAUGGAGUACAAAAAGUCAUAAAAAGAAAUAAACAGGAGAGAUCAGACUCCUCAACAACAUCGCAUGUGUCUCUGAAGAGUGCAAGAUCAAUUCCUGAACCACUGAACUUCAGCGAUGAAGCACAGAUAAUUACAAAAAGGAAGUUGUCAACACAAGAAUCCUCAGAGCAGGCAGGGUGUAUACCUGCUAAUAGAGUUUGUCAGCAGCACCAUAGAGCUUUGGAGGUGUUCUGCAAGACCGACAACAUAUACAUCUGUAACAUCUGUGUUGUGCAAGAUCACCGUGGCCACAGUAAAAUCUACAGUGUGAAACCUAAUGUGCCAAGCAUUCAAUCCCUGCUCCUUCAAAUUAUGGGGAAAAUGGGGAAAGAAGACUUUAAAACCUUCAAAAGAGAACUGAAUGAGGAAUACCCAGAAUGCUUAGGAAGUCAUACAGAGCAGCUUAGUGCCUCUGAAGUUGUCGAAAUAUUAGCGGAGAGCUUUGAAGGAGAGGCAGCAUUGAGGAUCACAACACACUUCCUGUCUAAUGGUAAUCCACUUCAAAAAAUCACAGAUGCCAAUAAAUCAACACUUAGGCACAAAUGUCAACAUUUAAAUGAAGGAAAUUCAUCUCAAGGUAAACAAAGUUUACUGAAUGAGAUCUACACAGAUCUCUUCUUGACUGAGGGUGGAUGUGGAGAAAUAAACAAUGAACAUGAGGUAUUAAGGAAUGAGGUGAUAUCACAAAGCAGAACCACUCCAGAGACUAAAUACGCAUGUAAUGACAUCUUCAAGACACUUCCAGGACAAAGACAACAUGUCCGAACAGUCCUGACAAUGGGCAUAGUAGGCAUUGGGAAGAAUGUGUCAGUGCGGAAGUUCAUUCUAGACUGGGCAGACGGAAAAGCAAACCAAGAUAUCAAUGUCAUCGUUCAUCUUCCAUUUCGAGACCUCAACCAGAAAAAGGGGAACUGCAGUCUUCUGCAACUCAUUCAGCAAUAUGCUCCUGAAUUGAAGGAAGCAAAUCUUUCAGAAUUGAAAGUGCUUUUUAUUUUGGAUGGUUUAGAAGUCUGUCAGUAUCCUCUUGAUUUCCAGAAGAAUGACAUCUGCUCUGAUAUAAAUGAGCAAACCUCUGUUGAUGUGCUACUUACAAACCUCAUCAAGGGCAAUCUGCUUCCUUCUGCUCUCCUCUGGAUAACUUCACGACCAUCAACAUCCACACGGAUCCCUCCUGAGUGUGUCCAUCGGGUCACAGAGAUUCGUGGAUUCAAUGAUCUUCAGAAGGAAGAAUACUUUAGGAGGAAAAUUAGUGAUCAGAAACUGGCAAGUGAAAUUAUUACUCACAUCAAAUCAUGUCGGAGUCUCUACAUCAUGUGUCACAUGCCAAUCUUCUGUUGGAUUUCAGCCACUGUGCUCGAAAAUAUGUUGAGUGAUGGGAACUCUGAUGAAAUACCCAAAACUCUGACUGAGAUGUUCACUCACUUCCUGCUCAUUCAGAUCAGUCUCAAGCAUAAGAAGUUCAAUGGAGCUGAUGAAAGUAACCCAAAGAAACUGACUGAAUCUGACAAAACAUUGAUUAUUAAACUAGGAGAAAUGGCUUUCCAGCAACUAGAGAAAGGCAAUUGUACAUUUCUUGAAGAAGAACUGGUAAACUGUGGCAUUGAUGUCAAAAAAGUCUCAGAGUACUCUGUGUGCACAGUGAUUUUCAGAGAGGAGCAGGGAUUGUACAGGGAAAAGGUCUACAGUUUUGUGCAUCUGAUCUUUCAGGAGUAUCUUGCAGCAGUAUAUGCACACUUUGCAUGUCUUAAUAAUGGUGAAAAUGUUCUUGACAAAAACCCCAACAAAUUAUAUCUUUCUGAUGUACAUCAGAGUGCAGUGGACAAAGCUUUAAGAAGUGAAAAUGGACACCUAGACCUCUUCGUCCGCUUCCUUUUGGGUCUUUCCGUUGACCCUAACCACACUCUCUUGCAAGACUUUUCUAAAGGUGAUUUAUCUCAACACUGUGUAGAUAAAAGCAAGAUAGUGCAUUAUAUUAAAGACAAGAUCAAACAGGAAUUAACGGCAGAGAGAAUCAUUAAUCUUUUCAGUUGUUUAAAUGAGUUGAAAGACAACUCUCUUGUCAAAGAAAUUCAGACUGCCAUGAAAUCAGGAACACUGUUAGGUAGUGAGCUGGAGCCAGAGCAAUGGUCAGCACUGGCCUAUUUGUUGCUCGCAUCAGGAGAGGAGUUAGAUGAGUUUGACAUGAAGAAGUUCCAUACAUCAACAGCAAACCAGCUGAGGCUGCUGCCAGUACUAAGGAUCUGCAGAAAGGCCAGAUUGGAUUGCUGUAAUCUCUCACAAGAAUCCUGCAGAAGAGUGGCCUCAGCUGUCCAGUUGAACUCACCCUUGAGAGAGUUGGAUCUCAGCAACAGUAAAUUAGACAAGUAUGGAGUGAGCAUACUCUUAUCUGGACUAACAAGUCCACACUGUCAAGUACAGAAGCUGGGACUGAAUAGCUGUAAUUUCUCAUCAGACUCCUGUAAAAGUUUGACUUCAGUUCUCAUGUCAACAAACUCUCCCCUGAGAGAACUGGAUCUAAGCUACAAUGAGCUCACGGAUAAUGGAGUAAAAUCACUCUGUUCUGGACUAAUUAGUCCACACUGUAAAGUUCUGACACUCAAGUUAAAAUGGUGUGGUCUCACAAACUCUUGUUGUGAAGAUCUAGCAUCAGUUUUAAAAUCAUCAAGCUUGAGGGAGUUGGAGCUAAAAAACAAUGACCUGAAAGAUAUAGGAGUGAAAAAACUAUCAACUGGACUUAAAGAUCCACAGUGUAGUAUAGAGAAACUGGGACUUUCGGGGUGUAUGAUCUCAGAGGUGGGCUUCAGUUCGCUGGUUUCAGCUCUGAGCUCAAACACUGGUCAUCUGAGGGAGCUGGAUCUGAGCUACAACCACCCUGGAGACUCAGAAAUGAAAUUGCUCUCUGCUAAAAAAGAAGAUCCAAACUGUAAACUGGAGAAACUUGAUUUUUCCAAUGGAGGAAAAUGUCGAAUGAAACCAGGUCUGCGAAAAUAUGGCUGUCAACUCACAGUGGACGAGGAUUUGUUACAUCGACGCCUCAUUCUGUCUGAUGGUAAACGGAAAGUGUCAGAAUCCAGAGUGGAGCAGCCAUAUCCUGAUAAUCCUGACAGAUAUAAACUCUAUCCCCAGGCUAUGUGCAAAGAGCCUCUGACUGGACGCUGUUACUUUGAGGUGAAGAUUGAAGGUGCAGUUGGAUUGGGAGUGGCCUAUAAGAGCGCCGAUAGAACAGAGAGGAUAAUGGGCAUUAAUAACAAGUUCCCUAGUCUCCAUUGUUUAAAUGGAAAACUUAAAUUGUGGCAAAAUAAUUACAUGGUUUGUGAGUUUCCUAUUUGUGUUCGAUCCAAAAGUGUAGGAGUUUAUCUUGACUGGGAAUCUGGAAGUUUAUCAUAUUACAGCAUUUGUAACAAAACAUCCAUUCAUUUGCACACGCUCCAUACCACAUUCACCGGUCCCUUGUAUGCAGGGUAUUUUUUUCUCCCUGACUCCUCUGUUACUCUGUGUCCACUAUCAUAGAUUGUUUGAGUAUGCAUAUAUCCUAAACAGGCUAGAUGUUAUAUUGAGUCCUGAGUAUAUUCAGACAUUCAGAGUCUAAUACAUGUACAUUUAAAUUACAUUUAUUCAUUUGGCAGAUGCUUUUAUCCAAAGCGACUUACAAAAGAGGAAAAACAUCAGCGAAUCAUCUUAGGGAGACAGUGGUACAAAAAGUGCCAUAUUACAAAGUUUCACUAUCAUCAGAAUAGUAUACAAAACAGAUUUAAGUGCAACAAGAAAUGUAAAUAUAUUUAUUUUAUUUUAUUUUUUUAUUGACCGGUUAAGUGCUUUUGGAAAAGAUGUGUUUUUAGCCGUUUUUUGAAGAUAGAGAGUGAGUUAGCUUCCCGGAUUGAGUUGGGAAGGUAAUUCCACCAUUGUGGUAUGAUGAAACUGAAAGUCCGGGAAAGUGUUUUGGUGCCUCUUUGUUUUGGUACGACAAGGCGACGUUCCUUAGCCGACCGCAGGCUUCUGGUGGGAACGUAGCUCUGCAUAAAUGUUUGUAGGUAUGCUGGAGCAGACCCAGUGACUGUUUUGUAUGCCAGCAUCAGGGCCUUGAAUUUAAUACGUGCAUGAACCGGCAGCCAGUGGAGAGAGACAAAAAGUGGUGUAACGUGCUCUCUUAGGUUCAUUAAAGACCAGACAUGCUGCUGCAUUCUGGAUCAUUUGGAGAGGUCUAAUAGCACAUGCAGGAAAGCCUGCAAUGAGAGCAUUACAGUAGUCCAGUCUAGUUAUGACAAGGGACUGAACAAGCAGUUGUGUGGCAUGUACAGAGAGGAAGGGUCUUCCUGAUAUUGUAGAGUGUAAAUCUACAUGAUCUUGCAGUUUUUGAAAUGUCGUCUGUGAAAUUUAGCUCAUCAUCAAUGGUUGCCCCUAGAUUUCUGACCGUUUUGGAAGGUGAAACUGUGGUUGGACCCAGCUGCACGGUGAUGUUGUGUUCAACAGCAGGGUUGGCUGGAAAGACAAGGAGUUCGGUCUUGGCUGGGUUGAGUUGAAGGUGGUGUUCCUUCAUCCAGGCUGAGAUGUCUGCCAGACAGGCAGUGAUUCGAGCGGUCACUGUGGUGUCGUUGGGCUGGAAAGACAAGUAGAGUUGCGUGUCAUCAGCGUAGCAGUGUAAGAGAAACCAUGUGAGUGUAUGAUGGGUCCCAGUGAUGUUGUGUAUAUGGAGAAGAGAAGUGGCCCAAGCACUGAUCCCUGAGGUACCCCAGUAAGUAACUGGUGUGGCUUGGAUACUUCCCCUCUCCAGGCUACCUCAAAAGACCUUUCUGAGAGAUAAGAGUUGAACCAGUCAAGCACAGUUCCAGUGAUGCCCAGUUUAGAGAGGGUGGAGAGUAGGAUCUGAUGGUUGACUGUGUCAAAGGCAGCAGAAAGGUCCAGCAGAAUCAGAACGGAUGAUCUGGAUUCAGCUUUCGCCUGUCUCAGCGAGUCAGUGACAGACAGCAGGGCAGUCUCAGUAGAGUGUCCACUUUUGAAGCCCGACUGAUUGUCAUCCAGCAGCUUGUUCUGUGAGAGAUAGGCGGAGAUCUGUUUGAAAACUGCCCUUUCAAGUAUUUUUGCCAUGAAUGGGAUGAGAGAAACUGGUCUGUAGUGUUCUAUCUGUGUGGAGUUAAGUGCAGGUUUUUUCAGCUGUGGGGUUACUCGAGCCUGCUUAAAUGUAGUGGGAAAAGUGCCUGCAAGAAGGGAUGUGUUAAUUAUGUGUGUAAGUGCCGGUAGGAUGGACGGAGAGAUGGCCUGGAGAAGGUGUGAUGGAAUGGGGAACAGGUUGUGGGGUGGUUGGAGAGGAGGAAUUUAGAAACCUCAGUGUCAGUUAAAGGAGAGAACAUAGGGAAAGAAUAGUUGCAUACAGGAGCCAGGUGUUUGACAGGGUGUGGUGCAGUGAAUGUAUUGCUGAUGGCUGUAACCUUAUCAGUAAAAAAUGAAUAUAUCUGCUGUCAGUGAUGUGUCAGGUGGUGGAGGGGGAGGGCAGAGGAGUGUGUUAAAUGUUCUAAACAAGCUACGAGUGUCUGUGGUGCUGUUGAUCUUGGUCAACAGCACCACAGACAAGUGGAGGUUCUUUCUGUCUGAAAAUCUCCCCCUCACUUUAAUGAAUUAAUAGCAUUGAUUGUGCCAUUAUAAUAUUUUUAUACUGAAUUGCAGUUUGUCUUUUCUUUCUACAUCUAUUUAACCAUAUUUUUCAGCAUGACAUUCUGGCACAAAAACCAUGUUACAUGUUGAUUCGUAUAGAUGGCUACAGCUCUGAUGUAGCAUUUAAUUUACACUGAACCAAAGCAUAUUGCCUAUUCCUUUUUCUUUAAUCUUUUGCUGUCUCGCACGCACUUGCAUUUCCUUUAGACAAUGCAAACAUAGAUUUUUGUUUCUGCUUUGUUUGUUUUUGUUUUUCAGUUCUUUUCUGUUUUUAAUUACUGACUGAUUAAAACGGAAAACUUUUUUUUGACAUAAAACUCUUCAGAUUACUAGAACACUAAAUAAAAUAAAAGACCAAGAACAUACACUAUUAGUAAUAAGUAGUAUACAGUGUAUUGAGUUAUUUACUCUGAAUCACCUUGCAGGUGAGAUAAUUACCCUGGUAGAUAUAUGAAUUGUGUAUAGCCAAAUGUUAAUGGUCUUUAAGCAUUUGCAUUUGAAGCAUUUGCUUCAAUUUACUUUAUUCACAUAACUAUAUUAUAAUAUUAAGAAUAUUGCCUUUUAUUACUUUUGUAAGUAGAUUUUAUUUGUUCCUUCUUAACCACUAUGCCAAACCAACAUUACUUCAUUGACUUAUUUUCUGUCAAACAUAAUAGUUUUUUUUUUUUAUUUGAAUUUGGGCCUUAUUUUUUGGUCAUUAUAAAAAAGGAAGAAAAAAAGAGAUUAAAAAAAAAUCUAUGUAAAUAUUUUCUGGUCUUAUAGCAUCUAUGUUCAAAGACAUUGGUCAUUAAUCUUACAGUUCAUAGAAAAUCUUUGUUUAAACACUGGCCCUUAACACUUAGUUUAAUAAUUUUAAGCCAUGACUUGUACUAUACAUAAGUAUUAUACAUAUAUAUUCAUGUUGUUUAGCCAAAGGGGAACUAAAUAUAAUUAUUAUUUAAUUACUUAUUUUAAACACAAUUCACAAUCGUAUUUUAUCAAACUAUACAAUUACGAUUCUUUAGACUUAUAUAUAUAUUGCCUUUUCAUUUUCUGUUAAAGCAUGAUUUUCUGUAGAGCUGCUUUGAAAUUAUGUGUGCUGUGAAAAGCGCUAUACAAAUAAAAAUGACUUGACUCAUUCUUGA